Sycon ciliatum is the source of this 3033-nucleotide messenger RNA. RefSeq lists its product as uncharacterized. Lineage: Eukaryota; Metazoa; Porifera; Calcarea; Leucosolenida; Sycettidae. Gene Ontology annotation, molecular function: nucleic acid binding. Bases 1 to 3033 code for a protein of 1010 amino acids. Gene Ontology annotation, biological process: DNA integration. The transcript has 2 exons. The record is from RefSeq and is a predicted model, not a curated record.
AUGAUAGAAGAUGUUCCUCGUGGUUUUACAACCAACCAGAUUCACUACCUUCCACACCAUUCAGUACUCAAACCUACUGCUACUACCACGAAGCUGAGGGUAGUGAAUGAUGCGUCCGCAAAAUGUUCCGAAAAACUCGCCAGUCUCAACGACUGCUUGCACGCUGGUCCCAAUCUUGUUCCAGAUCUUUGCGGUAUUCUUCUUCGUUUUCGUCUUUCUCCGGUAGCCAUAAGUGGUGACGUAGAAAAGGCCUUUCUGCAGAUUGGUCUGCACUCACAUGAUCGUGACGUGACCCGCUUCCUAUGGCUGCACGAUGCAUCCAGCUCAGCUACUCAAGACAACAUACGGCAACUUCGUUUCUGUCGUGUUCCGUUUGGCGUUGUCAGCAGUCCAUAUCUCUUGGCUGCCACUAUUCAGCAUCAUCUCAGCGCUGCUGAUACAACCGAUUCCGACCUAGUGUCUCGCAAUAUUUACGGUGACAACCUGUUCCUUGGUGCCAACUCUGGGACGGAGGCGAUUGCUAUCUAUGAUGCCACGAAGCGCCUCUUCAGUGUCGCGUCUAUGAAUGUUCGUGAGUGGUCUAGUAAUUCUGCAGAGUUUCUUAGCAGCAUUCCAGAACCAGACCGAGCCAAGGGUACUAUCCAUAAGUGCAUCGGUAUGCUGUGGGAUACAGAACAUGAUACUCUACAUAUUGCACCUGUCAGUGACGUAUCCAGGUCGGCCACAACGAAGCGGAGUAUCCUUCGACAUACUGCCCAAUUCUUUGACCCCCUUGGUCUCCAGUCUCCUGUUCUUGUUGGUGCGAAGAUUCUGCUUCAGGAUCUUUGGAAGCUGAACGUCGGCUGGGACGACGACCUUCCACAAGACAUCAUUUGUAGAUGGUGUGAUAUUGCGGCUCAACUUGAACCCAGCGACGCUCAGUUUUCUCUCCAUGUCUUCAGCGACGCAUCUGGGCUGGCUUACGGUGCCGUUGCUUACCUUACUACUACGUUUGACGAUCAACACACGUCGAACCUUCUAAUCAGCAAGUCCCGUGUUGCACCUGUUACUUCACCUACCAUUCCACGUCUGGAAUUAAUGGCCGCGCUUCUCGGUGUUCGUCUGAUCCAAUUCGUCCGUCGGGAACUUCCGCUAACUUUUUCCUCUACCUUUCUAUGGUCAGACUCCACCACAGUUCUCCAUUGGCUGGCCUCUUCUGACAAACUACCUGUCUUCGUCAACAACCAUAUUGAUGCCAUUCGUGCGGUUCCCGAUGUUGUCUAUUGCUAUGUCCGCUCUGCCGACAAUCCCGCCGACUUGCCUUCACGCGGCGUCUCUGUUCCUUCCCUUCAAGCCAGCUCGCUAUGGUGGCACGGUCCACACUUCCUUGCCACUGCUGACCAUCACGCCGAGCCAGCACUUGAUCACCAUGUCAACGUUGCCGCUGGGGAGGGUCCUACAAGCCCUUCGGAGAUACCUGCACCUGUAUCACACCCAACAGAGUUGAGACCACAAGGCGGCAAGUCCUUCGGGGUGGAUUCUAGUUGUAACUCAGAGGUCAAGGUAGCCAAAAUCAUAUGGCUACACCAUGCACAACAGAAUCUGUCAGACGUCAGUGCUGUCGAAAAUUGUGAGAAGCACAGCCCGAAGGACAAGCUGCGGCUCUUCCUCGAUGAGAACCGCCUCAUCAGAUGCAGAGGACGCUUGGAGAACGCCGAACUUUGCUAUCAAGCAAAGUAUCCAGUACUGAUUCCCCAAACGCAUCCCAUCACCCUGCUCAUCAUCAACGAUUGUCACCUGAUGACGAUGCAUGGCGGCGUUGCACACACGCUAUCAAGACUGCGUUACGAGUACUGGUUACCACGAGGGCGUGCAACAGUGAAGUCAUUCAUCACUAAGUGCCUGACUUGCCGGAAGCACCACGGUGGUCCAUACCGCACCGCAGAUAUGGCCCCGCUUCCAUCUGCCCGCGCAACAAGAUCUAUCCCGUUCACCCAUGUGGGACUAGAUUACUUCGGUCCUCUGCUCGUCAAGCACCAGCCAAGUACCAAGAAGGUAUGGGUCCUCCUAGUGACAUGUAUGGCAACUAGAGCUGUCCAUCUAGAACUGGUGGCAGACAUGACCACAGAGGAAUUCCUGCUAGCGUUCCGCAGGUUCGUGUCGUUGCGUGGUUGCCCUGAAGAGGUAAUGUCUGACAACGCGCCACAAUUCAUCCUAGCUAAGUCUGUUCUGGAUGUGGCCUUUGAAGAAAUGGCAACGAGUGAUGAUGUCCUGUCGUACAUGUCGAGGACUGGUGUGAACAUGGUGAAGUGGCACUGUAACCCACCGAUCUCACCUUGGAUGGGUGGUUUCUACGAGCGUCUCGUUGGAACAGUCAAACGAAGCCUGAAGAAGGUCGUUGGCCGGGCGCUCCUCACUGUGUCGCAACUGACUACCAUUCUCAUGGAAGUGUCAGCAGUCGUCAACUCGCGUCCACUGGUGUACGUGGACAAUGACUUGCAGGAGAUACUCACCCCAAGUCAUUUUCUGUGCCUGUCUGCAACUACUGGUGGCGUGCAACCCACUGCUGAUGACGACGAUCCGGACCACAUCGAAGUUUUGACUGCAGCUCAGAAUUUUCUCUCUGUCUGGAAGAAGGGUCAACGAACAUUGGACCAGUUCUGGCGUGUCUGGCGAGACGACUACUUGGUUGAUCUCCGCAACAGUCACACUCGGAAGCUCCGGCAGGCACGCGUUGCCGCUUCAGAACAGCCAGCCGUUGACGAUGUUGUACUAAUAAGGGAUGACAUGCCCCGUGGCUCAUGGCGACUUGGUCGCAUUGUCGCUCUCCAUACAAGCAAGGACAUGGAGAUACGUUCCGCAACCGUCAUCACUGCAGAGAAGACAGAGCUCAAGCGACCCCUGUCUCUCCUGUACCCUAUCUGUCCUGCUGCUAACUCUGAGGCUAACAACAACAGCACCGCUCCGGACACACACACACCACUGGCCAAGCCGAUCUGCCAGUUCCAGCAGCUGUUGCUCCACCCAGUCGUCCACAACGUGCUGCCGCUAUGA